AGCUGAAGUCGGAGCAGUACUUGCGCUGUGUUUUGGAUGAAAGCCAAAAAGAGCUGUGCAAGGCAACCACCAUGAGAGGCAGCCUGCCCACAUUCACUCUCUUGGGCAGGCUGGCAGAUGCCAUCCCUGUCCUAGCUGAUUUACUGGUGGUUGAGCACAGUAAUGUGGUGGAUCACCUGCUGAUGGGCUUGACGUAUCCAAAUGAAGGUGUAAAGGCUGCUGUGUGCUACCUGUACGGCAAGCUGUACUCGUCCCCUGUUGGCGCAGAGCGGCUCUCGGCACACUUCACAGAAAGGCUCUGCGCCCCCUUCUUGAAUACCUUGGGCCAUGCCCAGACGAAGGAGCUGCAGGUCAACUGUUUGGAAUUCCUGUUUGAGUGUCUCUCAUGCACCAAUGAAAUUCUCAUCUGGUCAGUAUAUUGCUGCUUGCUGCUCCUCACUGAAGAGCGCCUGUUCUUCUCCAAGUGUCACACGGUGUAUGGUGUUGAAUCUCUAAUGAGGAGCCUCCGAGAUGUCCUGCAGAUGAACAAUGUAGAGUUGCACAAGCAAGGGCUGCUGCUCUUCACUGAAAUCCUGAAACGGCAACCGGUGGAAAUCAAAUUAUUCACAAACCGAGGUAUAUGUAAAGAAGCCAUUGAUGUGCUGCUGGAGACAGUGAACUGCCCAGUGCUAGAGGUGGCAGUGGAGGCUGUGAAGGCUGUGGCAGCCUUUCUGAGGAAGGAGCAUCUGAGCUGCCCCCCGGUCCUGUACGCGGAGCUGCAGAAGCUGCUGGGGACGGUGCUGAAGCGAUGCGCUGACCUCUCCCCACCGCAGAGCAGCAAGAGGCGUGCAGACUUGGUCUGCUCAAGCUCUGUGGACGUGGCUCAAAAGGUGCUGGUGACUCUAAGAUCCUUCUUGGAAAGAAAUGAGGAUGUCCUUGUCUGUGACCUCCUCCGGAGUCAGUUCCUGCAGAUCCUGCAGCAGCUGCUGCUGGAGAGCAGCUCUGCCUCCUUACAAGCUAACAGGAACCUGCCUCUUUUGCUGAACCUCCUUUUCCUGGUGCACCUGCGGAGCAGGGAUGUGAGGGAGCUGGACAGUACAGACUUCAGGCUGCUUCACCAGGUGAGCAACCUCUGCGGCAAAUGUACGCCGAGGGACACCGACCUCCUGCAGCCAUCCUUGAAUUUCUUGUACUGGAGCCUUCAUCAAACAACAUCUAGCAGUCAACAGCGAGCUGUGGCCGUGCUGCUGUCCAACGUGUCCUUGCUCGAGCUGCUGCAGAAGGUUUUGCAGCGCACCUGGUUGCGCUCCUGCCCCUCUGCGACCGCUUGCCUGUCGGCUGAAGACACCGUGCUCUGCUCUGGGUGGCUCUUGGUGGCUUCCCUCUUAGUUUACCAGCAUCAGUACAAUGCCGAGGUUCACCAGACGCUCUCCCUAGACCUGACAGAUAUCCUGAAUGCAGUAAUCUUUAGGAAGAAGAAGCCCAUCCUACUGCUAGUAAGCAUCCUGCAGGUCCUGAGAGCUGUCCUGCGGCAGAACUUCUCCUCUCUGCUGCUGAGUGUCACCCAGCCCACAGCGCAGGCUGGGAGGGAAGCCCAGCUGGCGUCUCGGGAGGAUUCUGCUCUGCGCCCCCUUGCUCCGUGGCAGGUCUUCUCCCUUGUGGUCAGUCUGCAGAACCUCCUGGUGCAUGUCUACUUGCAGAAAGACUUGCUGCUCUCUCAGGCUGUGGUUGCCUGCCUGGAAACCUUACUGGAGUACCUGUAUGUGAAGAACCAAGACGUUGCCCUACACGUUGCCUCGCAGCCCUGGCACCGGUUCCUGCUCUUCACUCUACUCAGUGGGGGACGGAAGUCCUUUCUGCAGCCAGAAAUUCUCCGGCUCAUGGCUUUGUUUGUGAGAUACCAGAACAGCAGUAUUAUUUCUCAGAGAGAAAUAAGCCAGAUUCUGCAGGAGGCAGCAGAAGCCAAAUUAUCAGAGCUGCCUGAGGCCACAUGUCGUGCCCUCCGUCUCUUUCUUCGUCAGGCUGCAGUUUCUGACAUGGAUUUGCUCGUGAUCUGCCCCUUUCUGUUUACACUGGUGUUGUCCAAGGGCAGCUUCGCCGACCUGGAAAAACAGAGGGUGGACUCAGGCUUGGAAAUCUAUAAGAAGCUGUUCGAGGUGAAGCGCAAGGACCAGAUGAACGCGCUCAAGAACCUUAUCGAGCUCAAUGACGUGAACCAGCAGUACAAGAUCAUCGACAUCAUGCUCAAGGGACUGUUCAAGGUGCUGGAGGACUCCCGGGCUGUGCUAAUAGCUGCAGAUGUGCCGCCAGAUGGGCCUUUUCCUCAGGAUGAGAAGCUAAAGGAUGCGUAUUCCCACGUGCUGGAGAACACGGCCUUCUUCGGGGACGUCGUGCUGCGCUUCCCCAAGAUCGUGCACCACUACUUCGACCGCAACUCCAACUGGAACAACCUCAUCCGCUGGGGGAUUGGCUUCUGCAACCUGACGGGGGUGUUUGAGCAGGGACCUCACUCCCAGGUCCUGGGGCUGAUGGCUCAGGAGCUGGGAAUCAGCGAGAAAUCUCCUGAUUACCGCAAUCCCUUUAAAAGCGACCACUCGGAGUUCUUCCCCGGCGCGGACACCUUCCAGAAGGCGCUGCGGGACGAGGAGAAGCGGCGGAGGAAGGAGGAGAAGCGCAAGGAAAUCCGCAAGGGCCCGCGCAUCUCGCGCUCGCAGUCCGACCUGUAGCGCCGGCGGUGCCGCCGCGCGGAGCGGCGCGCCCGGACACGGCCCCCCGGCAGCCCCGGGCCCUUCCCUUGCCGUUUGUGCCGUGGGUUUUGUUCAGUUACGUUUCCUGUUGGCUCGGAGGGUCCCGAGGACMAGGGAGUCUUGUGGCCAAGGCUCCGGGGUUUCCCCAGGGAGAGGGGGGUCUGGAGCUGGCGCCCCUUCCCCAGAGCCAGAGCACAGCUGGGGCCGCUGCCGUUCCGGCUGCGACGGGGCUGUUCCCGAGCCCUCGGGAGCCUCCGGCUGCCGGAGAAACACAGCGCAACGCACAGGAAACCGGCCGCCUCCGUCCCGGGAGCUCGCGGCCGAGCAAGCAGACUCACAGCGAUGCUGCUGCUUCUGGGAUAUUUCCUUUUUUUUUUUCUCCUUUAACCUGGUGACGUGAUGUUGUUUCUACUCUCGCCCAGCCAGGUUAUACCUGCUCUCUGCCYGGCCCAUAUCCCCGUUGCCUGAUCAGCUCUUCCCUUCUGGAGGAGGCUGCUUUACGGAGCAGCUGGCGUUUUGCCGAAAAAGCCAAAGGAGCCGCUUCCCGGCCGGCCCGUGUCCUGAGUGGCUCCCGAGGGGUUGCUCAUGGGACGUUGGGAUGCACACGGGGAAUAAAGCUGCGCUUGCAGCAACGGACAUGGCCUCUCCAGCCACCCCUUCCCAGCCGAUGCUCCAAGUGCGGCGGGUGGAGGAGACGCAUCCGAGGUGUCUGGGGGUGGGAAAGGGGUUGGAGCGAUGUCCUGCRGCCGCGCUGCGCAGGCAGGAGCCCUGUGGCCCGAGGGGCUUGCAGGACUGGUAGAUCGGGGCAGGACUGCAAGGACUGCAAGGAAGAGACGGAGCCGCCCCAGCACCGCUGCUGCCACUGGGUGCUGGGAGGCACCCGUUAUUUUUCAAGGCGGAGACAGGUACGUUGGAUGAGGGUGCA
Messenger RNA from Nothoprocta perdicaria, 3651 nucleotides. RefSeq names its product coiled-coil domain-containing protein 134-like. Lineage: Eukaryota; Metazoa; Chordata; Aves; Tinamiformes; Tinamidae. The transcript has 22 exons. Gene Ontology annotation, biological process: meiosis I. Bases 72 to 2705 code for a protein of 877 amino acids. The record is from RefSeq and is a predicted model, not a curated record.